This is a messenger RNA of Prunus persica (peach), 2134 nucleotides long. RefSeq names its product small GTPase LIP1. The transcript has 6 exons. Gene Ontology annotation, molecular function: GTP binding; GTPase activity. The coding region runs from base 913 to 1872 and encodes 319 amino acids. Lineage: Eukaryota; Viridiplantae; Streptophyta; Magnoliopsida; Rosales; Rosaceae. The record is from RefSeq and is a predicted model, not a curated record. Gene Ontology annotation, cellular component: endomembrane system. Gene Ontology annotation, biological process: intracellular protein transport.
CAAUAUGGUAUAGCUUAAUGAAAAUGAUAAUCGACUUGCAAACCAAUGAUCGGAUGUUGAAACCCCAUCUUAUCUUAUCACACACUUGUGUGCAAGAAUACCCCGCCCUUCCAACUUUAGCGAAAAAAAAUAAAAUAAAGGGAAAUUCGAUAAUGUCCCCCGGAUAGUAAAAUGAAAUUUAAGCAAAAAAGAAAAGGAAAAAUAAUAUUAGAAUGGGAGGUGGGGGGAGAGGUGAAACUGACAAAGAGGGGCAGAGUGAAACAGAAGGGGAUCGAGAGAGAGAGGAAGACAUAAAGCGAGGGACAGAGUAGACAGAAAGAAAGAGGAGGUUCACAGAUUGGAGGUCGAUUUGAAGCGGAAUAAAUCUUUGUAGGUUCUUUGUUUGGGGUGCCAAUCUAAAGUUAAAGGCCUCUGAUUUAUUGGGGGUGGUGUUCUGAAACGUUGAUGGAGUAAUUGAAACUGGUGUCACAUGCUUCAUGGUGGUGAAAAGGAGCUGCGUUGAAGGUUGGAGCCAAACCCAGUUCUUAUUUUCAUGAUCUAGCUAUUUUUUUUAUUUUAAAAUAACUAGAAGUUCUUAAGUUCUACGUUUACAAGUAUACAACUUGAAGAUUUUAAUACGAGAUCUAUCGGUGGAACUAGGUUUUGGUUCUUGAGCACCUUAGCGAGGCUUUCUUUUGGGUCCCUUGGGACAUGUUUAGAAAUGGGUUUUAUGAUUCCGGCUUUGAUCUUGGCUUGGUCUUGAAUCAGAAUGGAUUUUAGAUUGAAACUGAGGGUGUCCAUUUGGAGAAAUUGUUGGUUUUUGUGUGUCUUUGAUGGGACUUGAUUUGUGGGUCUCGAAUGUGCGAGGAGUUGGGCCUUUGAUUUUGGUUGCAUUUUGAGGUGAUUUUGGUUUGAAAAGUCUUGGAGAACAACAUGUUCUGGAGGGACCGUGAGAGGGAGAACAAAGAGCAAAACGGUGGUGGACCGCCUUGUGGGCAGGUUCGAGUGCUUGUUGUUGGCGACUCAGGUGUUGGAAAAAGUUCUCUUGUUCAUCUGAUUGUCAACGGUUCUUCAAUCGCUCGUCCUCCUCAGACAGUAGGGUGUACAGUUGGUGUAAAGCAUACUACUUAUGGAAACUCUGGUAGCUCGUCAAGCAGCAUUAAAGGUGAUGCUGAGAGAGAUUUCUUUAUUGAACUCUGGGAUGUGCCUGGACAUGAUAGAUACAAAGAAUGCCGGUCUCUUUUUUAUUCCCAAAUUAAUGGUGUAAUCUUUGUUCAUGAUCUCUCCCAAAGAAGGACAAAAACUGGCUUACAGAGGUGGGCAGCUGAGAUUGCUGCGACUGGGACAUUUUCAGCUCCUCUAGGAUCUGGAGGUCCUGGUGGUCUUCCUGUCCCCUAUAUUGUUAUAGGUAACAAAGCUGAUAUUGCUGCAAAAGAGGGUACAAGGGGAAGCAGUGGCAAUCUUGUUGACGUAGCUCGACAGUGGGUUGAGAAACAAGGUUUGCUUCCAUCCAGUGAGGAACUUCCACUGACUGAGAGUUUUCCUAGUGCUGGAGGCCUUAUUGCGUUGAUCAGAAGAAGAUAUUUUUCUGAUGAUGUACCUGCACAAAAUCCAUGGUCUGGUUCUCCAGUUCAAAAACCUGCAGAGACUGUAGAUGAAAAUUGGAGUGAUGAGGAUCAUUCCUACCGGAAUUCCAGCUUGCGUGGUGACCCUUACAAGUACAACAUGCUCCCUCCUCUUCCAGCGCAACGCAAUCUGACACCACCUCCCACGCUUUAUCCUCAGCAACCAGUUUCGGUUUCAGAAAACUACAGCCUUCCUAGAUUUUCCCAUACUAGUUACCCAGAAAUCAGCAGUACAGGCAGAUCAAAGCGCUCAGAUAUUAAUGUCUAAUAGUAGUUGCCACCGGUUAAUGUGAUUACUUUUGCAUGAAUGAAUGCUCUGUACGCGGCCAAAGUUCUUCCCAUUUUGUCUCAUUUGUAACUGGUCCAUUGAUUCUUUACAUCCACAGGUUUUCAUUGUAAGUGGUUCUUGUUUUAUAUUUGUCAAGUAUAUAAUGAUUGAUUCAUCGACCUGAAAACUACGAACAGGCAAUUCUUUUCAUCAAGCUCGCUUUGUUUGCAAAUUUUUAUCAAGUGAUGUAGUGUUGAAGACA